UAAUUAACAGCUUUGAUGAUCCCAUCAUGUCUUGUUGAUGCUUUGUUAUAUCAAUUGCUGCCUCACACUAUCAUCCAUCUUCUAGUUUCCGCCUCAUGUAAAUUCUUGAAAUGUUCUUUUGCUAUCUUUUUUGAUAUAGUUGUGCCAGUCAAAUCAACACAGAAGGACAAGCAGUGGAAACAAGAAAGAGAAGAAGAUCAAGAUGAGCCAAAAAGGAAGGAGAAAAGGCAGAAGGGAGGGAAAUCAGGUUUUCUUGCUCCUCUUCAACUUUCGGAUGCCCUUGUGAAGUUCUUUGGUACUGGGGAAAGUGAAUUAUCACGGGCUGAUAUUGUAAAGAGAAUAUGGGACUAAAUAAAGCAAAACAACCU
Carya illinoinensis is the source of this 368-nucleotide messenger RNA. RefSeq lists its product as uncharacterized. NCBI's taxonomy places the organism in Eukaryota, Viridiplantae, Streptophyta, Magnoliopsida, Fagales, Juglandaceae. The transcript is spliced from 2 exons. The record is from RefSeq and is a predicted model, not a curated record. Bases 16 to 351 code for a protein of 111 amino acids.